This is a messenger RNA of Cyphellophora europaea CBS 101466, 2652 nucleotides long. Its product is annotated as threonine-tRNA ligase. Bases 1 to 2652 code for a protein of 883 amino acids. Gene Ontology annotation, biological process: threonyl-tRNA aminoacylation. NCBI's taxonomy places the organism in Eukaryota, Fungi, Ascomycota, Eurotiomycetes, Chaetothyriales, Cyphellophoraceae. The record is from RefSeq and is a predicted model, not a curated record. The transcript has a single exon. Gene Ontology annotation, cellular component: cytoplasm. Gene Ontology annotation, molecular function: ATP binding; threonine-tRNA ligase activity.
AUGUUGCAGUUCCGCGCUGCGGGCAGAUUUCAGAUUUUCGGAGCGCACGUGAUUGGCACAUUUGGCUCACACCGUAUCCACCACCACGCCCUCUCCGCUACCACUGUGUCCACACUGACAAGGCCCGUCUACGCCAUGAGCCACAAGAGAAACAUCUCGCUGAAGCCUCACGACCUUUGGGGCACCUUGAAGAACGACAAGGUGACUCAAAACGGCGCCCCGGCUUCUGAGUCAUCCCCCCCUUCAUCCAAUACCUCAAAAACACCGUCAAGUCCCACGCAAAGUAAGAAAUUGCCAAGCAGGCCAAAAGAAAUGUCGACUCAAGCAGCACCCAAGGGCGGUGCGCCCAAGCCUCUACCAGAAUUCAUCCAGCAGCGAAACCAGCUCUUUGACCAACUCUGGAAGGACAACGAAGAGGAUCUCAAGUCACGAGACAAGCCUGGGAUCAAAAUCGAACUCACCACCGAGGGGCAGAGCAAGACUGCCCUCGACGGCAAGGCAUGGGAGACGACUCCAGGUCACCUCCUGAAACACGUGCCCAAGGACCGUGCUGGACAAGUCGUGGUAGCCAAGGUAGACGGCGAGUUGUGGGAUCUGGAUCGACCGUUGACCAAGGACAGCAAGGUGUCAUAUCUUGUCUUUUCAGAUCCCGAAGGACGCGACGUCUUUUGGCAUUCAUCUGCCCAUGUCUUGGGUGAAUGUGCAGAGCACGAAUAUGGCUGCCGUCUGUCCCACGGCCCUCCCACAGCCAUGGGUUUCUUCUACGACAUGGCUCUCGAGCCUGGAGUCGCUGUCAGAGAGUCUGAAUGGCCCUCAUUGGAAUCCAAAGCAAAGAAGUUCGUCAAGGACAAGCAGCCAUUCCAGCGCCUUGAAGUCUCCAAGGAAGACCUCCGCAAAAUGUUUGGCUACAGCAAGUACAAGAUGCACUACAUCGAGAAAUUCGUACCUGACGGAACUUCCUCUACCGUCUACCGCAACGGUGAUCUUGUGGAUCUUUGCCAGGGACCUCACAUCCAGAAUACCCGCAAGAUCGAAGCCUUCAAGAUCAUGAAGAACUCCUCCGCCUACUUCUUGGGCGACCAAGCGAAUGACUCACUCCAGCGCAUCCAUGGCGUUGCCUUCCCAAACAAACAGCAGCUUAAGGACUGGGAACACUUCCUCGAAGAGGCCAAGAAGCGUGAUCACCAGCUUAUCGGCAAGCAGCAAAAACUUUUCAUGUUCAGCCAGAUGUCCCCUGGAUCUCCCUUUCUCCUUCCACAUGGCACUCGUAUCUUCAAUGCCCUGCAACACAUGCUCCGCGAACAAUACUGGGACCGUGGCUACCAAGAAGUACAAUCCCCAAAUAUGUACGAUGUCGACCUGUGGAAGACUUCCGGCCACUGGCAGCACUACCAAGACGACAUGUUCCGUGUGCAAGUUAAAGACGACUCCGCAGACCCCAUGCCACUCGCCGAUGCUAAGCCCUCCGGUGCUCCCGUUGCAGACCUCAAGAAUCAAGACAAAGAUAAGGGCGUCUUUGCUCUCAAGCCCAUGAAUUGUCCCGGCCAUUGCGUCAUGUAUAAGAACGAAGAGCACUCCUAUCGCGACCUCCCUUGGCGAGUCGGUGACUUCGGCGUCCUACAUCGUAACGAAGCGUCCGGCGCGCUCUCAGGUCUCACCCGUGUGCGGAAAUUCCAACAAGAUGAUACCCACAUCUUCUGUACCCCUGAACAAGUCGAGGGCGAAAUCAAAGCUCUCUUCGACUUUAUGACCUAUGUCUACGGCCUCUUUGGCUUCCCCUUCAAAUUUAAGCUGUCCACCCGUCCAGAAGGCUAUAUGGGCAAGCUCUCCGAAUGGGACGCAGCCGAAGCACAGCUCAAGAAGGCCCUGCAGGACUUCCGUGGCGACAACUGGGAGAUCAACGAGGGUGACGGUGCCUUCUACGGCCCCAAGAUUGACAUCACCAUCUCCGACGCCCUGCAGCGCGAGUUCCAGUGCGCCACCAUCCAGCUCGACUUCCAAGGCCCCGCCAACUUCAAGCUCGAGUACCGCACCUCGGAGCCCUCUAGCGCCGACGGCGCCGCCCCCGCCGACAAAGAGGCCGCUGCCGACGACAAGAACAAGGACUCCAGUGGCCCUGGCGCCGGCAUGGCGCGUCCCGUCAUGAUCCACCGCGCCAUUAUCGGCUCAUUUGAGCGCUUCAUCGCCGUCCUGUGCGAGCACUUCGCAGGCAAGUGGCCAUUUUGGCUGUCGCCGCGCCAAAUCCUCGUCAUCCCCGUCAUGAAGGGCGCGGAAGACUACGUGCGCGAGAUCCAGGCACUCUUCACCAAGGCGCGCUUGUACUGCGACAUCGACGUCUCAGGCAAUACCUUGCAGAAGAAGAUUCGCUCCGGCCAACUGAACCAGUAUAACUUCAUUUUCGGUAAGUUGACACACUCCCCCCCCAUGUCUUUCCUUCUCCCCGUUUUCCUAGACUCCAAUGCUGAUAAAUUGUGUCCCCCAAAAGUCGUCGGCGCCAAAGAGCAAGAGACCCGCACGGUCAACAUCCGCAACCGCGACGACCCCGCCACGCAGAAGAUGGGCGAGCUCAUCCCGCUCAACAAGGCGCUGGAGCGGUUGGUCGAGCUGCGAGACGAGCGGAAGCUGGAGAACAGGAUUGAGAUGUCCAACUGA